CUCAGAUCCAGUCCCGGCACAAACAUGUUUCUCAGAACGGAGCCAGAAAAGGGCGUGGUAGCCACCACCCAAUCAUUGGAGGGCAUGAUGGUCCACAGGUACCAGAAGAGUGGUCCACUCAAUCAAAAAUGAGGAGAUAACCUGGACAUUUUCAGCAGAAAAUCUAUGGAGAUGAUUGGUGAGGGAAAGUUUGGAGACGAGGUGACAUUGCCCAGUUGGAACUCUUUAUUGAUUGUUGCCCUUCCUAAGCUUAGUUGCUUAACCCAUGCAACAGAGGCUACACUAGCAAACCAGCUUCUUUCCAAGAUGAAGAGGCCAGAGUGAGGACUGUGGCAUUUUACAGGAGGUUGUGGCAACAUUUCCCUGCCCUGACAACAGGGAAAGUGUAUGAAUGUUGUACCAAUGACUGUAAAGAGUCUUUCUCUAGUAUGCAUCAUCUGAUGAAUCACAUGAGAGUCCAUCACAAACCUAACCGGUACUUCAAAUGUGAAGGAUGUAAACUACGUUUUCGAACACAUCGAUCUCUUUUCAAACAUAUGCAUAUUUGUUUUAACACUGUGACACAUACUCUGCCACAGAAGUUAGAGAAGCAGUGUCCCAGCCCUUUGCCUGCCAGUGAAUCAGAUCCUUUGAUUAGACAGCCGGUCUCUGUGGAGCCAGUGAAAUUUCAAAGUGUUAUCAAGCAACUUGAAAAGGAUAGCAAUGUGGCAAGCAUGGACAGCAUCAGCAAGGCAACAAGUUCAAGGUCACUCACGCCACUCCCAAAUCCCUUACCAACUCUUCACCCUUCACUAAAUUCCAUGCCAUUAGUCUCUACAACUCCACAUUCAUUUUCACUGCUGGAGCCAUCUCUGUUUGCCACACCCAGCCUAAGCAGGUUUCCUAGCCAAGCCCACACUCCAGUGCCCGGGCCCUUCAUUCCAUACAUGCAUCCAGCACCUUACGGCCUCACCCAAGGUGCCACACAGCCACGCCUCAGGUCUUAUGUGCCCUCUGAAAGUCUACCAUUCUCCAACGCAGUUUGGAGGAAGAGUGCGGCUCAAUCUGCAAACAGCAGAAUUGUAUGGGAGCAUACCAGGGGUCGAUAUAGCUGCAUGCAGUGUCCAUACUCGAGUGUGUCACGGGAAGAAAUGACCUUGCACCUGCAAGAGCAUAACAAAAUCCUCGGCAGCAGAUUACCGAAUGAGAUGGGUAUGUUCGUAAAUGCUGGCGACAACUAUGGCGCACUGCCAAUGCAAUUCAGUGAAUCUCUGUUUACCUAAGUUUACAUGGACCGAGGCCUUUGAUCAGAAAGGCAGUCACCAAUAUUAUAUGCUUUACAGUUGGAAGUUCAACAAUAUGUAUUGUGAUUGUUGGUGGAUUUGGGUCCAGUGAUUUUUUUUCUGUUGGAAGUUGACACAGAAAUAUAAAGACCAGCUUGCACCGAAAGAAGCAACCAUUUGUAUUUGCCAUCGAGACAGUGCGAAAUGGCACUUUGUAUUUCUAGAGGCAGUAGUGUAUUUCAUUUAUUUUUCAUGUGAUUUUGUUCCCCUCUGAAGGCAUUAGCACCUUGUUGGCAUACAAUUUCAUGCUUUUCAAGUGCUCUUUGCAGCAUCUCACACAACUCCCUGCUGUUCAUGGUAAAAUAGUGAGCCCUGUUUGACCACAAGGCUCAUCAAGCCUGAUUCAGCUUUGAGCUGACCUUCACACAUCCUGAAUUCCAGCCGAGAUGACUGGAUAGUCAAAAAUGUUCUCCUUAACCCAGAGCUCUGAGGCCAGUCGCAGCUCCUCUAUCUCAGCAAGAUCUAAGGAAUAAACCUGGGACUCUCCCCGUUUGCAAAGUUCAAUUGCCCUGGCUUAACCAGGAAACCUUGAGUCACAAUUUUGCACACUACCUUUUAUAACUGUAUUUUUGUACUAAGUGCCCCAGGAGUUUUAGUCAUGCAGUUCAUUGGUAUUUUGAUGAUGUGCUUAUUCAUUUCUGGAUCAAGAACCAAUGGGUUGAUAUGAAGAUUGUUUUAAGGAUAUCCAUGUUAUUGCUAUGCUUUUCCAUUUAAUUAAUCAAACGUCUAUUUUCUUCAUUUUUUGUGGAAAGCUAGAUACCUUUAGCCUUUUUUAAUCAUUUUUUUUUCGCUUUCUGUGCAAAUGUAUUUAAGGCACUAUUUGUUCGACCUUGGCUAGAUAGUACAACAUUACAUAGUGCCUGAACCUAAUGGGUAUCUCUCAUUUGCAAUAUAAUGGAGCACCAUGUCAGACUUGCUACUAGCACACAUGUUAAUGGAUUGAAGAUCCCAUUUAAAAUUUUCCAUUUUAAAACUUGCAUUUUCAAACAGUUCCCUCACUGUUCCAUUAAAUUACUCCAAUAUACGAAGAUACCCAUACCACUUUGGCUGUAUUCUUUAAAGCAUGCUGCCAAUAAGCACUGUAGAGUUUGAAGCCUCUUUUGGAAAAGUUAUAUAAGAUGAAAAUUCCAUUGCUCUUGUGGGUGGAUUUUUAUCCUAGUUUGGCUGCUUCUCAUUCAAGGUUGGUGCCAAAUGUUGUUAUGGCACUUUCUGCUUGGCGGAUUUUUCUACAGACAUUGCAUCAUCUGUUUUGAAAAUAUGUCCUUAGCAUUAUAAAUUUCCCCUUCGGCUGUAUCCUAAAAGUCUGUGGUGCGUGUGCAGCAUUGAUAAAUACUGGAACUUUAAAGUGAUGUUGUGAGAUAAUGGGUACAAAGGCUUAAAAUAUCUUUGUCUGGAAUUCCCCUCACCAUUCAAGUAUGGGUGGGGGCAGGAUUUCCUCAGUUGCUGCAUCCCAAGGCACAGUCGGUUGCUACGUUUUUUUUUUGUAGAGACAGUGCAAAUGAAAUCAAGCACCUGGAAUUAAAUACAACAAAAACAAAGGAAAAACUCAGCAGGUCUGAGAGCAUCUGUGGAGAGGAAGACAGAGUUAAUGUUUCAAGUCCGUAUGACUCUUCAUCAGAACUGAAAUAGCCACUUUCAACACACCACCCUGCUCUCAU
Carcharodon carcharias (great white shark) is the source of this 2980-nucleotide messenger RNA. It is a transcript of the gene znf414, whose product is annotated as zinc finger protein 414. The transcript is spliced from 6 exons. Lineage: Eukaryota; Metazoa; Chordata; Chondrichthyes; Lamniformes; Lamnidae. The coding region runs from base 429 to 1262 and encodes 277 amino acids. The record is from RefSeq and is a predicted model, not a curated record.